ACAAUCCCUUGCUUGUGACCCGAGCUCUGCCUGACAUUAAAAAGCACAGAGAGAGGGGGAAGCGAUCGGCGGGUGCAGUGUGGCGCUGCUGUCAGGACAUCGCUGCCCCCGGGUAUGAUCCUUCUGAUGUGAUCACGAUAAGUCGCUGGUCGUGACCCCCCUCUCCCUCCCUCCUCCCCGGGCCGUGCAUUGUAUUCUAUCGGCAGGCUGGGGGAGUGACGAGGAUCGGAUGGACUUUCUGUAAUCCCCACCCUGCAUUGAUGCCCGGCGCUCCGACACCUUUCUCCCUGCACAUUGCCGUGCUCUAUCUCUGUACAUGGCCACCCGUACACACACGGUCCGUACGAUCUGAUCGAAGCUCCUAGUGCAGCGCCCGGCGACGAGAUCGCUGUCAUUGUGUAAUCGCGCGAUUCCCGAUGCCGAGAAGAUGGAGAGUCGGAAGCUGCUAGACAAGAAGCCGGGAGGCGAUGGGCUGGAGAGCGGGCUGGCCCUGUCCGCCCGGGAGCACUGCGAGCUCCUCCAGAACAUGAUCGACAUCUCCAUGUCCAACCUGCGGGGGCUCCGCACCCAGUGCGCCGCCUCUAACGACCUGACACAGCAUGAGAUCCGAACCCUGGAGGCCAAGCUGAUGAACUAUAUCAGUAAGCAGCUUCAAUGCAAGCUUCAAGUACCUCAUCCUGAGAGAACACAGAGGCUGAACCGUUAUCCUAAGGUCCCUGACUGGCUCUAUAUAAUUGGUGUGAGAAAUGAGGUGGUGCAGAAAAUACCUGAAGACUUAACACUAGAUGCCUUACUGGACAUGAAUGAGUUAAAAGUAAAAGAAACCAUGAAGAGGUAUGGAGCUAGCACGGAAGAGUGCUCUCGGCUGAAUGGAGCACUUACCUGUUUAAGGAAGUUAGCGUGGUCAGGUGGGGACAUGAAGGAUACAUUGUGGAAUCCAAGUGAAACCCGUAAAGACAGCUCUUCCCAAUAUGACCUCUCAUCCCCAGUGGGGACAGUUUGGACUUUACAUACUCAACUUCCAAAGGCCAAUAGCCACCAACCUCGAUCCAUAUCUGUGUCUGCCAUCCCUGUUUCUGAAUCACAUGGACCUUAUAGUUAUCCAGAGAGCUUCCAGGAUCCAUUUAGCUCAUCAACACCAAGCAAUAAGCUAACACUGAGGACUCCCCAUGGGAUUACAAUAACACCACCCACCACUCCAAUGACAAAGAGACACAUGAAACUAAAGCCUCCUCGGACACCUCCGCCACCUAGCCGCAAAGUUUUUCAGCAGCUGCUGCCUAACUUUUCGACACUGAAAAGAAGUAAAUCUCAUGAAUCACAGCUUGGGAACAGAAUAGAUGAAGUUCCAACUACAAAGUUUGAUAUUCCUCAUGGGUCACCACAAAUGGUACGGAGAGAUAUAGGUCUUUCAGUAACUCACAGAUUUUCUACAAAAUCUUGGUUGUCGCAAGUGUGUCACGUUUGUCAAAAGAAUAUGAUGUUCGGAGUCAAAUGUAAACACUGCAAGUUAAAAUGUCAUAAUAAAUGCACAAAAGAAGCUCCACCAUGUAGAAUAUCAUUCCUUCCUUUACCAAAAAUAAGAAGGACAGAAUCUGUUCCAUCAGAUAUUAACAACCAAGUGGAUAGACCCGCAGAACCAUUAUUUGGAACCCUUCCCAAAGCCCUUACUAAAAAGGACCAUCCUCCAGCAAUAAACCACCUGGAUUCAAGCAGUAACCCCUCUUCCACCACAUCUUCUACACCUUCUUCUCCAGCACCUUUUCAAUCAUCCAAUCCUCUCAGUGCUACUACCCCACCAAAUCCAUCUCCAAUGGGUCUCAAAGAUAGUCGCUUCAAUUUUCCAGCUGCGUACUACAUUCAGCAUAGACAACAGUUUAUCUUCCCAGAAGUCUUGACUCCACCACCAAUACCACAGACACCUGAACCCCCAGACAUUCCCAGUUCUGAGGCGGAGAUGGAAACAGAUGUAGUGGAAGAACAGGAAGCAGAGGGUGAGGAGCAAGAAGCCAACAAAUCUGAGCCAGAAUAUGAUGAUGAUGAACUGGAUGAACUCCCAACCUCAAGGUCCACAAGUGGUACUUUCAGGGGAAUCUUCCGCAAGGCCAGCCAAACCAGCGUCUAUUUGCAGGAAUGGGAUAUACCCUUUGAACAAAUUGUACUUGAUGAACUUAUUGGUCAGGGAAGAUGGGGGAAAGUGUACAGGGGACGAUGGCAUGGGGAGGUAGCAAUUCGUUUAUUGGAAAUAGAUGGAAACAAUGAAGACCACCUAAAGCUCUUUAAGAAAGAGGUGAUGAACUACAGACAGACACGUCAUGAAAAUGUGGUGUUGUUCAUGGGGGCCUGCAUGCAUCCUCCUCAUUUGGCCAUCAUUACUAGUUAUUGCAAAGGAAGGACACUUCAUGCAUUUGUGAGGGAUCCCAAAGCCUCCCUUGACAUAAAUAAAACCCGUCAGAUUGCUCAAGAAAUUAUUAAGGGUAUGGGUUACCUGCAUGCCAAAGGCAUUGUGCACAAAGAUUUAAAAUCAAAGAAUGUUUUCUAUGAAAAUGGCAAAGUGAUCAUCACAGACUUUGGCCUCUUCGGAAUAUCAGGAGUUGUACAGGAGGGAAGGCGAGAAAAUGAACUGAAGUUGAGCCAUGAUUGGUUAUGUUUUUUGGCACCUGAAAUUGUACGUGAGAUGGCCCCUGGGAAGGAUGAAGAUAAACUUCCUUUUUCAAAAGCUGCAGAUGUCUACGCUUUUGGGACUGUAUGGUAUGAACUGCAAGCUCGGGAUUGGCCUUUCAAAAGUCAAGCAACUGAGGCUCUUAUUUGGCAAGUUGGAAGUGGUGAAGGUGUGAAGCAGUUGUUAUCUACUAUAAGUCUCGGAAAAGAGGUCACUGAGAUUUUGGCUGCAUGUUGGGCAUUUGAUUUCAAUGAAAGGCCAAGCUUUACAAUCCUUAUGGACAUGUUAGAGAAACUGCCAAAACUUAACCGAAGGUUGUCACAUCCAGGUCACUUCUGGAAAUCUGCAGACAUUAACAGUAGCAAAAGUAUCCCCCGUUUUGAAAGGUUUGGCCUGGGAGUCUUGGAGCAGGGUAACCAAAAGAUCUAAUAUGCUGUGAGAUAUCUGAAAGUAAUAUUCAUGCUUAGUACUACAGCAACCAGCAGAGAUUGGAUUUGCAGCCAGUUGUGACUCCCUGUAAUGGAUUUUCUUUUUUUCCCUCUUUAAUUCAUUUUUACUUUAAUCCAUUCGGCACUGUCCUGGAGAGAGCAGGUAUCUUGCAUACCCCUACAGUGCUGAAUGGCUUAAAGAUUAACCAAGGAUAGAGAAACAGAGCUCUUCUUCCAAAAAUAGCACCACCCCUGUCCUCAGGUAGUGUAUGGUAUUACAACUUGGCUGCAUUCACUUCAAUGGAACUAAGCUGCAAUACCACACACAGUCUGAGGACAGGGUGGUGCAUUUAUGAAAGAAGUUAGCACUGUUUUUCUAUGGCUGGAUAACCCAUUUUAAGCUUUAACUUUACCUGCUGAUUUUGUUGUUUACAUAUGAUUUUAGGCUUGUGAGUUGUAUUGUGUUGAUGAAAGUGAAUAAAUGUGACUGACUUUUUUUUCUCCUGUAUAAGCUACGGAAUUAAAUUGAAAUGAAUCUAGGGGCUGUAACUUUUCAUGUCACUCCACCUAACCUAAAAUAGUUUUUCAUUCCUAAGCCAUAAUGUGCUCAUGAGGCAAUAUAAAAGACACUCCUCUGCUGUCAAGUCAAUCUCUGUCUAAGUCCGCCAUGAUGGGCCCUUCUGAAUACAGUACGCAUAAGUUUAGAUGUCAGCAAGCAGAGUUAGGUUCACUGCAAGUUAUUGCGAUAACUAAAGACUGAUUUUAAGUUGUAGACAAACUGUGACACUUGCUGCUCAGGUACCCACUCUCUGUUGAUACAGAAUCAUCUACUUAAAAUAAAUCUUCAGUCAUUUUUUACAUUUCAUGACUUAACAUAAGUCAAACACACAACAUCCAAAAAAGAUCGGUAAUUAAAAAAAAUUGUGGCUGAAAGUUUGAUGGACAUUUUCAUCAUUGAGGUCCUUGCAGGGCAAGGAGCAUCAUUGUUGCCCUAUGUUAAUGUCGCUACGAGCGUCAUUUACAGUUACCAGUUGUGCCACCACUAAUGAGGAUUUUUGUAAAAAUCGAUAAAGAUCAUGGUGGGGCAUUUACUAAGAUGUGUUUGAUUUAGUAAAUUUUUUUGUUCUUUUAUUAAAUGGCCGCAGGGCAUUUGAUACAUUUUGUGGAGGAUACAAAUUUUCUAAUAUUUCACUCUUCACAUACACCAAAAAGCUACGCUAGGUUGGGCUGGUGUAGAAUUGCACCUUAAAGGGGAUAUUCCGGGCAAAAACAUCUUAUCCCCUAUCCAAAGGAUAGGAGAUAAGAUGUCUGAUCGUGGGGGGCCUGCUGCUGGGACCCCCCCGUAAUCUCCAUGCAGCACCUUGCAUUCUAUGCGGAGCUGCGUCUCUAGUUUCAGAAACCUCCGGGUUUCCGGGACUGGAGACGUGACGCAAUGCCACGCCCCCUCCAUUCAUGUCUAUGGUAGGGGGCGUGAUAGCCGUCACGCCCCCUCCCAUAGACAUGAAUGGAGAGGGCGUGGUGUGACGUAACGUCCCCAGUCCCGGGAAACCCGGAGGUUUCCGAAACUAGAGACGCACCCCCGCAUAGAAUGCGGGUGCUGCAGGGAAAUUGCAGGGGGUCCCCGCGACCAGACAUCCUAUCCUUUGGAAUACCCCUUUAAUGUUGGGUUUUGUGGCUUUUUUGCGACAGUCACUAUUGAUAAAUUAAUUACCACUGCACAAGUCUAACCCUUAACAUCUGGCCUGUAUGCUCUUUUUAAAAAAAAGGUGUAAAUCGAAAAUGUGCAAAAAAAUAGCUUGAGGCACAAAGCUACACCUAAAUAGCAACAAAUCAAAGCAACAAAAAACGCUCAAAACACAAUGAUAAAUGCCCCCAAUAGAUUUCUAAAGAAAAUCUUCUGCCUUAUUCACAGUGGACAGUUAUACGUGUAGUUAUAGUUGACACGCUGAAAACCAUAGAGUAAAGCUUCCUCAGUGCUAGUCAUCUGAGGUCUAAACUCAACUAAGGCCAAGUUCAUAUCCAUAGGAUUCAUUUAGUCAUUGAUAAUAUCCACAGGGCCCUAUCCGCCUGCUGUAUGCCAAAAGAGUGGCACAUUUUUAUUGGUACAUUUUUUUCUUUUUCUGCUGGAUAGAAUAGCAUUCUUAGUGAAUCUUCCUGAUGUAUGCCUCUGAUGGAGGACUUAUGUGCAUCCUGAACAGAGCCUAAUUUCUGUAGGAAUCCAAAUGAAUCUGAUUUUGGAAUAAAAUUACAACACAUCAGCCAGUAUGGGCAAAUAUUCAAAAUCUCUAAACUUUAAUGAUAGAAAUACAUCCAUAUUUUUUUUUUUGUCUCGUUAUGUAUGCUAUUACUAGAUAUGAGUCUGAAGGGAGAAUGUUAGAGCUUUUCCCCUUUUGAGUUCUACAGUACUUUCAGCCUGAAGAGAUUGUCUAAGUGUACCACUCAGCAGCGAUCUGUAAGUGCAGAUGCAAACACUUGAACUUUGCGAAAGACACAGUGGAAAUGAGGGCUACAUGUAUUUGCUUGGAGAAUUCAACUAACCACUUCAAAAGCUCUUUUAACAAAGAAAUACAACGCUCAAGAUGUUUAAAAAAAAAGGCAUAGAGCCGAAGUACCAUGUUUUACACUCCUUUAUCUCAAAUAAAACAAAGUUACAACUCGAACUGAACAUUUUAUAUUUGGCAGUUACAAUUGUGCUUGUUCACCUUUCAUCAGAUGUUACUCAACUCACAAUGCAGCAAAGCUCUUUAAAGGGGUACUCCACCCCUAGACAUCUUAUCCCCUAUCCAAAGGAAAGAGGACAAGAUGUCUGAUCGCAGGGACCCCCCAACCCAACCACCCCAAAGUUUUAUUUUGGGAAGCAAAAUUAUCUAAAAUCAGCAAAUCUUGCAUUAGGUUUUUUUUUUUUUUAACUAUUUUCAUCAUGUGGGAUAAAUAGAGUGAUAUUUUAUGUUUAUUUAUACUGGGUGUUUUUUUUUAUAUGACAAGUGGGAAAGGGGUUUGUCAUUUUUAUGUAUAUUUUUAAAAGUAGGUAACAUAACCAUGUGAUCACUUAAUUACUUACAUGUUGCAACAUAUUGUCAAAAAACUGCUUACAAGGCAAGGCCUAAUAGGAGUACUGUCAUGGCUGACUUCACUAGAUUAGUUUAUGUUAGGAAAACCAAAUGGAACCCCGCAAUCACAUUGUGGGGGCCUACUCCCAUCUAACAGCUUAGGUGGUGCAGUCACAAUACUGCAUGACUGUGGCAUCUACUUAAAGGGGUGUUCCAGGCAAAACCUUUUUUUUGUAUAUAUCAACUGGCUCCGGAAAGUUAAACAGAUUUGUAAAUUACUUCUAUUAAAAA
Messenger RNA from Hyla sarda, 6431 nucleotides. It is a transcript of the gene KSR1, whose product is annotated as kinase suppressor of ras 1. Gene Ontology annotation, molecular function: protein kinase activity; ATP binding. Lineage: Eukaryota; Metazoa; Chordata; Amphibia; Anura; Hylidae. The record is from RefSeq and is a predicted model, not a curated record. Gene Ontology annotation, biological process: protein phosphorylation. Bases 428 to 3091 code for a protein of 887 amino acids. The transcript has 20 exons.